This is a messenger RNA of Ilex paraguariensis (yerba mate), 1601 nucleotides long. Lineage: Eukaryota; Viridiplantae; Streptophyta; Magnoliopsida; Aquifoliales; Aquifoliaceae. The record is from the annotation of a GenBank genome assembly.
UAUACAUAUAUACAUAUAUAUAUAUAUAUAUAUAUAUAUAUGUAGAGAGAGAGAGAAUAGAAGAGCAGUUAGGUCUUUGGGAGAGAGGAAUGGGGAAGGGGCCUUUAUCGUUUCGCCGGACGAUCAUACGUCGGCGGACGAGAAAGCCGGUGGAGGCUACACCGCAGAGUCCUCUGUCACCGAAUAAUGGAGUUGCUGCGGCGAACAAUAACUCGAUCUCGGCGAUGGUGGCGGCGGGGGCGUCAAGCAAGCCGGGGAAGAAGAAGGCUGGUGGGGCGAGGCUGUGGAUGAGGUUCGACAAGUCGGGGCAGUCGGAGCUGAUCGAGUGUGAGAAGAGUACGAUCAUCAAGCGCGUGUCGGUUCCGGCUAGGGAUUUGAGGAUUCUUGGCCCUGUCUUCUCUCACUCCUCCAACAUCCUCGCCAGGGAGAAGGCCAUGGUUGUCAAUUUAGAGUUUAUAAAGGCUAUAGUUACCUCUGAAGAAGUGUUGUUGCUUGAUCCUCUACGCCAGGAAGUUCUUCCAUUUGUGGAUCAGCUUAGGCAACAACUUCUUAAUAAAAGCCCUUGUCAGAUUGAUGGAGCAGGCCAAACAGUUGUCCAAGAUAAUGAAAUGCGUUUUCCAACUGCUGGACAGAGGUUACCUGUUCGUGAAACUGUUGAAGGUUUGCAGGCCGAGCUUCCAUUUGAGUUUCAAGUUCUGGAGAUUGCGUUGGAGGUUGUUUGUACCUAUUUGGACACCAGUGUUGCAGAACUUGAGAGAGUUGCUUAUCCUGUCUUGGAUGAACUGGCUAGGAAUGUCAGCACCAAGAAUCUCGAGCGUGUGCGUAGUUUGAAAAGCAAUCUUACCCGUUUGCUUGCACGAGUGCAAAAGGUAAGGGAUGAAAUUGAACAUCUGUUAGAUGACGAUGAAGAUAUGGCACAGUUGUACCUAACACGGAAAUGGAUUCUUAGUCAGCAAUUUGAUGCCUUGUUGGGGGGUACAGCUUCAAAUAGCAUCACCACGGCUGCACCUCAUCUUCGUCGGCUCAGUUCAAAUAGGAGCGGAAGUUUGGCAACGGCCAACCAUUUGAAUGACCAGGAUGUGGAGGAUCUGGAGAUGUUACUUGAGGCUUAUUUUAUGCAGCUGGAUGGCACUCGUAACAAGAUAUUGUCUGUUCGGGAGUACAUUGAUGACACAGAAGAUUAUGUCAACAUCCAACUUGACAAUCAGCGAAACGAACUUAUUCAACUACAAUUGACAUUAACCAUUGCAUCAUUUGCAAUAGCAGUGGAGACUCUAAUAGCCGGUAUGUUUGGCAUGAAUAUCCCCUGUCCAUUGUACAGCAUUAAUGGGAUAUUUGGCAUCUUUGUGGGAGGAAUUACAGCUGCUUGUGUGUUGCUUUUUCUGCUUGUUCUAGGAUAUGCCAGAUGGAAGAAACUGCUCGGGUCUUGAACCCCCCAUACUGGCUAUACCUUUGUUCUAAAUAUUAGAGAUCUAACAUUUUUCCUUUGCAUUCUGGGAACUUUUUAACUUAAAUAACUGAGUUUCUAGGCAGUAUCUAAUUGCUUCAUGUGUGUUAUUUAAGUGCAUCAUAGUCGACGACACAAGAUAUUCCAAUGGCAA